Molecule: messenger RNA, 2001 nt
Organism: Tachysurus vachellii
Lineage: Eukaryota; Metazoa; Chordata; Actinopteri; Siluriformes; Bagridae
Gene: scamp5a
Product: secretory carrier membrane protein 5a
Exons: 7
Coding region: 260-958 (232 amino acids)
Biological process (GO): protein transport
Cellular component (GO): recycling endosome membrane; trans-Golgi network membrane
Source: RefSeq, a predicted model, not a curated record
UAUCUGAGGCCAGGCGGAACGGAGGCUAGGCGACACACGGCGUGUAGGAGGCUCGUGACGUGAUUGUUUUUUUACUCCCAAAUCCAUAAUAAGAGGAAAUGAAACCAGGCAUUUGACGAAAAGAGUCUCAGCUGUUUAAUGAAAAGUCACCUUGAAUGGAAAGUCUAUCGGAGUCGACGAAUCAGCGUUCGUGGUUAGCCUAAGGAAAGAGGUUACAGAAUAUUGACAUCUGACAUCAGCAAUCUAAAAAAGCAUCUUCAUGGCAGCCCCAGAAAACAAUUUUCCACCUCUCCCCCGUUUCAUUCCUCUGAAGCCAUGCUUUUACCAAGACUUCAACGAGAUCCCCGAUCAAUGCCGCACUAUGUGCAAGCGCUUGUACCAUCUAUGGAUCUUGCACAGUGCUACCUUGGCGGUGAAUCUGAUUGGCUGUCUGGCAUGGAUGUGUGGUGGGGGCGGGGCCACUAACUUUGGAAUGGCUAUAUUGUGGCUUCUCCUCUUCACCCCUUGCUCUUAUGUGUGCUGGUUUCGGCCCAUCUACAAAGCUUUUAAGACUGACAGCUCUUUCAACUUCAUGGCAUUUUUCUUCGUAUUCAUGGCUCAGGUUGUGAUCAGUAUCAUCCAGACAGUGGGCAUCCCAGGCUGGGGAGUCUGCGGGUGGCUGGCCACCAUCACAUUCUUUAGCACUAAUAUCGGCUCUGCUGUGGUGAUGCUGAUUCCAACUAUUAUGUUCACAGCUGUUGCUGUACUGUCUUUCAUCGCCCUUACCAAGGUCCAUAACCUCUACCGUGGCAGUGGAGGGAGCAUGAGCAAGGCCCAGGAGGAAUGGACAUCAGGUGCUUGGAAAAACCCCCAUGUACAACAAGCAGCCCAGCAGGCAGCUAUGGGUGCAGCCCAGGGGACAAUGCAGGGCCAACAGUACUCAGCCCCUCCAACUUACAACUAUGACGAUCCCAUGUAAUGUGUAUUUAGUAGGAAACCUUUAGGUGUGUUAGGCUUGUUUUAUACUUGACACUUGACUAUGCUUGUGUGUGAGGACUUACACCACAUUUUGAGUGAACCAACAACAUCCACGUCACACUAGAGGGCAUAUCAGUGCCAAAACAUACAUCCUUGUCCAUCAGGUUUCCAUGUUGUAUGCAAAACAGACUUUUCUCUUUCCUGUAGUAGGGAAAUUGAUUAGUGUUAAUGCACAAAAACUAGAAUAGUACCUAAGUCUUAUAGUUUGUUCAGUCUGACAGACAUUGUAUCAAAUUGCACUAUAAUAGCCUAUACUUUUUAAGUUGGGCACUGAAUACUUACCUGCAUUAAUGAUCACCUAAAACAUGCACAAUCAGCACAUCAAAUAAACACAGUAUAUGGGAUGAUGCCAUCUUCUAUACGCACAUGCAUAGUUAAAAGCAAGUAUAAACCUGGCCUUACAAGGGUACUGGAGAGAGAAAGAGGGAGUUAGCAAGAAUAACUAAAGCAAAUAACUGAUCAAUUUAAUUUUAAAAAACAGUACGAUAAGACAUAAAAAAUCUUCCCACUUGUUGUGUAUGGUAGUGUGAAGUAUUGCUUUUGUUCUAAAGACUAAGUUUUCUUAACUCUUACCCAAGAGGCCCACUGCCCUGUACUUUGUUUCUUUCUUCUAACACACUUGGUUCACCUUUGAAGCUAAUUAUGCUCCUGCAGGAUGAAUCAAGAAUGUUUGAGAGCAGCAAAAGCUUGGGCCAGUGGGCCUCCAGGACAUGAGUUGAGACAUGCUACUCUAGUCUCUACUAGUAACAGAUCUUUGUGGUAUCAAGUCAUUUGUAAUGAUUAUAUUCAAUUCCCCAAUGACUCAAUUGAGCAAACAUUCCAUUGUGUCUAAGUAAUAUUAGAGAACUUGAUGAGCCAUCUGUAUCUUUGUAUUUCUAUAUGGAUAUUUAACAUUAAAUAAGCUAAAGGCUAACCCUAGGAGUAAUAAUUGUAAGUCAGUUAAGUUAUUUAUGUGAAAGUAAUAAAUACAGAAAGUGUCACAGU